Messenger RNA from Acipenser ruthenus (sterlet), 1278 nucleotides. RefSeq names its product hydroxycarboxylic acid receptor 3-like. NCBI's taxonomy places the organism in Eukaryota, Metazoa, Chordata, Actinopteri, Acipenseriformes, Acipenseridae. Gene Ontology annotation, cellular component: membrane. The record is from RefSeq and is a predicted model, not a curated record. Gene Ontology annotation, molecular function: thrombin-activated receptor activity. The transcript has a single exon. Bases 239 to 1231 code for a protein of 330 amino acids. Gene Ontology annotation, biological process: thrombin-activated receptor signaling pathway; blood coagulation.
UCCUUACUCAGCUAAGUAAGCCUUUCUAAGUAAGCAGAACAAAAACUGUUACUAUUACAUAAAUAGUCUAUGACUAAAUAGAUUUCACAGUUAACUAAAAAAUAUAUAUUUAUAUACAAAUAGCCAUUUCCUGGUCUGAGUAUAUAUAGCUGAUGAAGGGUGGUUUUAUCAUUUCGACUUGUUAACUAUUAAUUCAGCAGUGUGCAUCUGAGAAGCGGAGCCACGCACCCCAGUAAUCAUGGCUGUGAGCUCGAAUGAAGAGGGUAACCUCAGCUGCUGUGUUUUUAACGGAGACCUGCUCUCCAGCGUUCUGCCUCCGCUUCUCAUUGUGGAGUUCGUGCUGGGGGUGGUGGGCAAUGGGAUUGCGCUGUGGAUUUUCUGUUUCCACUUCAAGCCCUGGAAAACCAGCACAGUCUUCCUGUUCAAUCUGGCCCUAGCCGAUUUCCUCCUGAACGUUAUCCUUCCGUUCCGGGCAGAUUACUACUUGAGGAACAAAGACUGGAUCUUCGGAGACGUGUUCUGCAGCAUCUCCCUAUUCAUGGUGGCCAUGAACAGAGCUGGAAGCAUCCUGUUUCUGACUGCCGUUGCCGUGGAUCGAUACUUCAAAGUGGUCCAUCCCCACCACCUUAUAAACACCAAGUCUGUCACGAAGGCUGUGUACACUGCAUGCGCUUUGUGGAUCCUUGCCAUAGCAUUGACUGUGUACCUCCUUACCAAAUCUCACCUGUUUCCUAACGGGAACUUGACACAGUGUGAUAGCUUCACUAUAUGCCUGUCUUCUACGUCUGAUGGUAGUUGGCACAAUGCUCUGUUUGUGCUCGAGUUUUGUGUUUCUCUGAGCAUUGUACUGUACUGUUCUUUCUCUAUAGCCUGGAAACUCAAAGUGAAUCUGCUAGACAAACAAGCCAGGAUAAGGAAAGCUGUGAAGCUUGUAACAGUGGUGGUGGUCAUGUUUGUUGUCUGUUUUCUCCCUAGUAAUGUUACUAGAAUACUGAUCUGGAUCAAAAAUGGAAAACAUAUACAUGACUGUGCUGCUUAUGAAGCGCUGGACAGCGGAUUCUACAUAACCCUCAGUCUGACUUACCUGAACAGCAUGCUGGACCCACUUGUGUAUUACUUUUCCAGCCCGACAUUCAAAAAGUAUUACAUUGCUGUCGUGAGUCUCCGGCUGCACAAGAAAGAAGAUCCAUCGGCAGAGGGUACAUCAGACAGGUCGCUGCAGCAUGCAUAGCUUAGUUUAAGUAUAGCAUAUCGCACUUAAUUAAUUAAACAGCCCGC